UAUUCUUGUGAAUGGGAAAACUGUCCUAGAAAAGAAAAACCAUUUACAAAGAGACACAAGAUGUACAAUCAUCUUCGCACUCAUACAGGCGAAAGACCAUUUGUUUGUACACAAGACGGCUGUGGCAAGAAAUUUUCUCGACCAGAUUCUCUUACGACACAUAUAAAGACCCAUUCAAAUGUUCGACCUUACACUUGCUAUGUGAAGAACUGCGGAAAAUCUUAUUAUCAUGCGCGUUCCCUUAGGAAGCAUGAAAAGACGCAU
This is a messenger RNA of Rhizopus microsporus ATCC 52813, 264 nucleotides long. RefSeq lists its product as uncharacterized. Gene Ontology annotation, cellular component: nucleus. Gene Ontology annotation, molecular function: RNA polymerase II cis-regulatory region sequence-specific DNA binding; DNA-binding transcription factor activity, RNA polymerase II-specific. The transcript has a single exon. Lineage: Eukaryota; Fungi; Mucoromycota; Mucoromycetes; Mucorales; Rhizopodaceae. The record is from RefSeq and is a predicted model, not a curated record. The annotation marks the transcript as partial. Gene Ontology annotation, biological process: regulation of transcription by RNA polymerase II.